CCAGAAUAUGGCCGCCUGUGUGGCACUGGCCAUAGGCCGGAUCAUGGGAGGAAUCCACCCUAGUUGUCAGUAUUUAGGGAUCACGGCCACAUUGGCAUUGACUAUUGCCUUCCCCUUCCCUCCCCAGGCUUAUUCAUUCAAGGAUACCUCGAAGGCGCCACCCAUUCACGAUCUUUUUGGGUUUCUCUCGACAGCACGUUGUGUUUGGGCGCCACGGGGAUGAAAAUGUAUGCCACCCACACGCGGACGUGCCAAGACCACCGUCAGUUCCCGUACUUCUCGCGCACUAUCACCAGACGGCCCUCCCGCUCGAUUUCAAGACGCAGCGCGACACCUCCAAUAAGAUGUCUGGCGACUCCAUCUUCCUCUAGGCGGAUUGCUUCGAAGGAGUCCAGCUCUCAGCCUCGUGCCCUUCGUAGUCAGCUAUUGCCUGAUCUCCUCGCCUACCCAUACCAGCGGCCUCCCGCUCUCGACGAUCUCGCUCAGGCAAUCUUUCCAUCUCAUGGUGGUCCUAUCCGCACGCGUAACGUGACAAAGACUGCUAGACAACGGAGUAGCUCAUUUUCCAGGAUUCCAUUUGGCUCCCGCCUUAGCGAGGAACCUGAGGAGCCUAAGCCAGUGAAAGGAGUCCGGUCUGGGACGUCAGCCGCCAAGGUCGUCGUUGUCAAUCUCGCCGAGGAUUCCGAGGCCGUUGGUGCUGCCUCUUCGACGACGAAGAAGAGUAGUAAGCAAGCUACUGAAGAGCUUGAUGCUCAUUAUGCCAAGGAGAAGAAGCGCUUGAAGGCGGAGCUUGGAAAAUUGGAGGCAGAGGCGCAAGCUGCCAGAGACGCGUGUGCGUUCGAGCAGCAACAGCUCAAAGAGGCCCGUAUUACGUAUGGAAAGCUUCUGCUGCGUAUAAGACGCGCGCGUAAACGUCUGCGUAGCCUGGAGGAAGAGCUGGACGCCAUCGAGCAGAGACGCGAGGAAGAGCUGCUUCUGAAAGAACGAGAGGCUGCUGCUCGUGAGGCAGAGCAAAGGGCUUUGGAGGAGCAGAGGGAGAAAGCUCGCGAGGAAGCCGAGGAGAAGACUCUACGAGAUCUUUUCAGGGUCCAUGAAGAGAACUGGACACGCCUGCAGAAGGACACAACAAUCCGUGGAGCCCAACUGGAGCAGUUAUCGUGGUCUGCAUUUCCCUGGGCAUUCAAAUCCGAGAACGACAUCACCGCAGACAACGUGCGCGCGUUUGUUCUCCAUCCUCUUCGCAUUCAGGUGCUGGGUCGGUCCUGUGGCAACCUUAUUCAAACCGAGAAGACGCGCUACAGCGCGGAAUUCUUCAUCCCAUAUGUCGUGCCGAAGCUUGUGAUGGAGCACCGCGAGACGGCCGUGAAACUGGCCGCUAUCUUCGCGCACGCCCUCAAUGUCAUCUACACUCAGGAGGAGAAUGAAAAGAAACGGCGCAAUGCUGGCCAGCGUUGCCCGACAGCGGGUAGAAUCGGUCGCAUUCGCUGUCGCGAUUGAAUCUACAGUUCUAACGUUGUGCAUGGUGUCGUCUCUUUCCGUUUUACGCAUACCAAUCAUCUCGACACAACCUGUAUGUUUUAUGUACCCAUUGUGAUAUGGUAUAUGAUGAUUCUACACGGC
Laetiporus sulphureus 93-53 is the source of this 1620-nucleotide messenger RNA. RefSeq lists its product as uncharacterized. Bases 220 to 1497 code for a protein of 425 amino acids. NCBI's taxonomy places the organism in Eukaryota, Fungi, Basidiomycota, Agaricomycetes, Polyporales, Laetiporaceae. The transcript is spliced from 2 exons. The record is from RefSeq and is a predicted model, not a curated record.